ACGAGCACGAUGUGCAGAGCUUCUACGGCAACGAGAGUCACACAGAUCACUUCCGGCUCCUGCAGCGUGACGGCGACUACAUUCUCGUCGGUGCCAGAGGGUUCACUUCAACGUCAAUCCGCUACGGGUUGUUCUAUGAAAUCAUUUCUAGAAUUGUCUGGUACUCAACUGACAGCGAUAGCAGCAUGUGCUUCAACAAGGGAAAAUCUGAGUCUGACUGCCAGAACUACAUUCGUGUGCUCGCGAAGAAGAGUGAAGGAGAGUUCCUGGUGUGCGGCACUAACGCAUAUAAGCCUUUGUGCCGCGACUACACAGUGCAGAGUAACGGCUCCCUUACUUAUGUUGAGGAUACUGGCGUCGGAAAAUGUCCCUUCGAUCCGCGACACAACUCCACCUUCGUCUUUGCCGCCCCCGGGUUCGUGCACUCGUUCGAGUACGGCGACCACGUGUUUUUCUUCCUGCGGGAGACGGCUGUCGAGUACAUGAACUGCGGCAAGCUCGUGUACUCGCGUGUAGCGCGCGUAUGUAAGCGCGAUAACGGCGGGGGCGUCGCCAUGUACCAGAAUCUCUGGACGAGCUUCCUAAAAACCAGACUCAAUUGCUCUGUUUCCGGAGAGUUCCCUUUCUACUUCGACGAAAUCCAGUCGACGAGCGACGUGGUUGAAGGUCUGUACAACGGCGAGCCUCAUUCGUUGGUGUACGCGAUCUUCAACACUCCACCGAACUCCAUCCCUGGCUCGGCGGUGUGCGUGUUCAGCAUGAAGGAUAUCCAAGAGUCCUUCGCGGGUCGCUUCAAGCACCAGGAAACCAUGAACUCGAACUGGCUACCUGUUCUUCCACAUAAGGUGCCGGAGCCCCGGCCGGGCGAGUGCGUGAACGACAGCAGUAGCUUGCCGGAGUUCAACCUGAACUUCGCGAAGACGCACCCGCUGAUGGACAGAGCCGUGCCCGCCUUCUAUAGCCGCCCGCUGCUCGUCAAGGCCUCUUUCGACUUCAAGCUGAGCAAGCUAGCCGUGGACCCGCAAGUGCAACUGCUCACGUCAGGCUUCGUGGACGUGCUCUUCCUCGCUACAGACUCCGGCGUCAUUCUCAAGAUGAUCAACGCGCUCGCCCCGCACUCUAAUGAGCAAGUGGAGAGCGUCAUCAUCGAGGAAAUUCACUUGUUUGACGAGCCCACGCCGGUCGCUAACCUACAGCUGGCGCAACAGACCACCGGAGAGACGAAGCUCAUCGUCAUCACCGACGAUGCCGUGACAGCCGUCCCUCUGCACCGCUGUCACCGCGCUACUUCUUGCAGCGACUGCGUGGCACUCCAGGACCCAUACUGCGCGUGGUUCGAGGGCGCCGGAGUUUGUGCGUCCGCUCACAGCAACCUCAGCAAACCUGUCUUCCAGAACGUCACGUCUGGAGUUCAUUAUCAGUGCCCCAAAAAGGGCGAGAACAGUCUGGAGCCUGUCGAUGCGCCGUCGCCUGUUGCUGCGGCAGCUGCUACCGGGGAUGUGUCUGGGGAAACCACGACUCCCCCAGCGAUGUGUCCCCCAUGCCAGUGUGCUGACUCCCACUCCUUCCCCGCACCCCAUGCUUCUCCCCCACACUUCACCCCUUCUCUCACAACUCACCCUUUAAUGGGGCUACCACCAAGGGGCCCCGUUGGUACCUCUUCGGGGGAGGUUGAGUACCCUGCCACCCACCUACUUCCCCCACUGCUUAGCCCCCCAGGUUCCAACGAUAUUAACGGAUACACCAUAAGCAACGAAGAUCCCCUGGUGAGAGGAAUAGCAGUGGGGGGAGGAGGACGUGGUGGUAAGGGCCUCUACCUCCCCUCGGAUGAAGACACCAGGAGUACCUAUGCUGCUGAUGAGAUCGGCAUUGUUUUCAAGGAUGGAAAAACGCUCACAGGUAUGCCGAGUCCAAUGUGUCUUGUAAGGUGCCUACCAAACAUGCUCAAAGUCACUGUCGAAAAUGUUGAACUAACUGGUAAAAUUGUAAGGUGCCUACCAAACAUGCUCAAAGUCACUGUCGAAACUGUUGAACUAACUGGUAAAUGCUCUCGUGAUGGACUAACUUGCUGCAUCAAAUCACUAGUGCUUGAACAAUUGCUCAAGCUGCUAAUGCUCAUUUACACUGCUACUCUUUUCUCUUGCUUGAACGGCUCAAAGGUUUCUCUGAUCCGACUAAUGACACUCCAUUGCAAUGAUGCAGUGAAAGCGUUCUGUUCGUCUGAAGGCGCGCCCAUCUACUCGGCUGAGACGCUGGCCAUCGCCGUGACAACGGCGUGCGUCGCCGCGCUGGUGAUUGGCUUCAUCUUGGGCUUUUUGUUCUCACGCAAGUGUCGUGGCGACGAGUACUCUCACUCCUACUCCGGCACGCCCUACUUAGAGUCAAAACUUAACAAGUGCGACAAUCUGGUUCAGACAGCAGACCCUAACAUGUACUCCUCACACACCAACGGCAAGCAGUUCAAUAACCUCGUCACUACUUACAACCCCAAAAACAUCAACGGUAAAUCCAACGCAAAUACAACGACGACUGAUGUGAAACCAGCCAAGUGUGCCUACAUCUAAGCCCCUUCUAUCACAUUACGUUAAUUCGUGAAUUAAUUAUUGAAUUCACAAACCAGUGAAUAAAAAUGGAUCGACGUCAGUGGACGUCGAAAAUUAAUUAUCUAAUUCACAAGCUGCCUCAGCUUGUUUCCACGUAUCCCGUUGAGAAAAAAGGCUGUGCUUUGUUGGUAUAAAUAAAAAAGGUAGUGAGGUAACAAGCGUCUCUGAAACUGAUGGCUAAAUUCAUUCUUGAUUUAGCGCGAGCGUAUUGAGUGAGCGUGCACUUCCCACUACCUUGUAACGAAGCAAAUGAUAUUGUUAUGGAGUCUGUACCAAUUAAUUCAAGUUAGUUCUGAUAUGUGAUAAUAUGAACCAUAAUUAGGUAUUUAUAAAUCUCCUCACAUUGGUCAAUUAAAAUUUUUAAAUUCAUGACGCCAGAGUUCUUAAGAACUCUCGAUUAUUUGUUAUUUGACUUUUCGGAGUAUUCAAUAUGAAGGAUAAAUAAGUCACUAUCUCGUUGUGGCACACGAGACAUUGUAUUAAGUCCAUUGUAUAUAAUAAACCAAGUGCAUUAUUAUUGUGUCUUGUUGAACUCUGAAUGUUACUAUGUUACACAAACUCUAUCUCUUGUGGAUUAGCGUUGUGCAUUUAUUGCCUAGGGAAGAAGUGAAAACAAUUGCACCGUGUGAAAAGUGUAAGCGUUGUUGAACUGACGUAAAAAGGAAAACGUUAUUGAACAGAUUUGUGCUGUGAACGUUGAAUAUUGUGAUGAAAUGAAUUUUUGCCUGCAGUUAAAGCCCAUAGAAAUUUUUAUACAAACGUGAUUUGAAGAAAAGGAGAAUAGUGCUUGUGGAAAUAAAUGGCUUCAAACUUUUCGGAUGAUUCCUUGGAAGUGCCUUCGUCGUUAAAGACAGUGAAUUGGUUCCUAUGAACUGCGCCUAUUUUUCCGAACAAUUUAAAUAAUUUUCAUAUUGGUUACUGUGUCUUUAUAUUUAAAAAAAUUGCCUCUAGGGUUCAGUGGACGUCGAAAAAUUUUCCCGGUCUUUAUUUAAACAAUUCAUAAUUUGUAAAAUUAUUCGAAAAUCCUCAUCAGAAAUCCGUAUUCUAGGAUACCGAUUGAGUCGCUUUUUAACUGGUAACAUAAAUAUAUUCAUAUAAUAUCCUUCAGAUGUUCUGGGAAUAUUGCCUACACGUUUUGGAUUGAUCAUCCGUGGAGACGCUGAGACGUUGUCAGCCGUGUCAACCUUAUGUUUAAUGUGCUCGUCUGUGCUAUCAAGCACCAAGCUCCCUUUUAUAUUGUCGUGUAAAAUAUUUCAUUAGUUUUAAUUAUCUGCACCGACUAACUCGCUCAUCCAUCAUCUAUCAUAUAUUUCAGCCAAGUUCUUUGUUUGGAUCGGAAAUAGAAGUAACGAGUUUUAAUAGAAUUCUGGAAACAUCAUCAGAUUAGACCUCAAAAACAAAAAAGUUAUGUUAGUUUACAUUUUGUUUUGAGAAAAUGUUAUUUCUUGGUCAAAGGCUUAUUGGGAUAAUCGUUUUUAGAGUUUUCGAAAACUUAACAGUUCUGUUAGUUUACAUUUUGUUUUGCGAAAAUGUUUUUUCUUGGUCAAAGGCUUAUCGGGAUAAUCGUUUUCAGAGUUUUGCUCCUGAAAUUAUCUUUUUGGAAAGAUUUUGCGCUCAUCACCGCAGGUGUCUGUAAGUAAAGACGCUAAUCUACUCAUUAGGAGAACAUUUUAAAUGUCAAUUUUUUGCGCGCGCAUUUCAGUAUUCCAUCAAGACUUGGAUUUCAUCACUUUUUUUCACUAACUUUUUCAUGCAUUAAUGAAUUGUGUAUAUAUCGUCAGUCUUGUAACAGUGGCUAUCGUAGGAAAAUGCCAGUAAACGAAAGAUCUUGCAUUUAUAAUUUGCACUUGAAGUCAUACCGAAAGCUUAUACAUAAACAAUUUCAGGCUACCCAGGUUGCGACGAUGUUCAGCUUUUGUUGAAGUGUAGAAACGGAGUUAUUUUAAUUUUUGCAAGAAAUUUUUGAUUUGAGAGUCGCCUGGGGAUUGGAUUCAUUGACUGAAAGAAACUAGUUCGUUUAGUCACAAUUAUGUUAUUGAAUCUUUAUUCUGCCUGAAAUUAGUUAACCCCAUUUAGGUAGCUAUGCAUUUUUCGUCUCCGUUAAGCCGUCAAAGACAAACAAUAGAAUGGCGCGGCUGGGAGUUUGAAUGUAUAGGAACGAUUUCUAGUUCGUUUUUGUGGCAGAGACGCAGGGUCACAAAAAACUCUGAGGCUAUUUCCGCAUUUAACCUGCACAGAUUCGUCUGUUUUUUCAAGGGUUGAUUUUUUAGAUAAUAUUAUUCUCAUAUUCUCAAUAAUAUUAUAUGGCCCAUUGAUUUUCUUCGAGGUAAUACCCGACAAAUGGUAGCUGCAAGUCGAGUGUUGGAGAGGAAAUUUUUAGGAAAUGGAAAUGGCAACGUAUGUGUUUAUUUUAUCCCAUACUAGAUUGAGUUAUUAAGUUUAUAGCCUCACUUAAUAAUUUACUUACAUGCUUCUGAUAUAUUAAUUGGAAUAUAGCGCGAGUUUUUUAUUAUUUUGCUCACAUGUAGCUUCGGUCAUGGCUUUUAAUGAAUCUCAAUGUGCAUCUCAGUUUUAUAUGCUCAAUAUGAACAUUUAUCCUCUAUUUCUCAAUUAAUUAUUUGUUAUAUUGUGGUUUGAAUAUUUUACCGUCCUUUUGCUUGUCGUUCAAGCUUCGUGCGUUUGUUAUAGCUCUUUUGUCGCAAUUAUUAAGACUUCAUUUCUUGUCUUGAUUUUUUUUCUUUCUAUCGUCGUAAAUAUUUUUUUUUCUGAAUAUUCUUGGAUGUCUGAUGGAACUGCGAUUUUUAGGAUUGUCAAAGCAGAAAGGUUGAAAAUUCCAUUAAGAGAUCUCGACUCCAAGACUUGAGAGACACGUUUCGAACGUAAAAUAAACUUCUUAUGACCAAUUUUUCUUAUGAAAAGCAAAGAAAAGGCGGUUUAAAUAAUUGCUGUAUUAAUAUACAUGUAGCAAUCAUUGCUUGCUGCAUGUAUAUUGCAACAAUUUAUGCCGAUCUUUUUGUAACAUUUCCCACCAAGUGUCUGCUCUCAGUAUUACGCAAUCGUCUCGUUUCAGAGUGUUAAACUAAUUUACGAUAUUUUUGUACUCGUAUACACUUUUGUACAUUAUCUUUUGGCUUAUUUAGGGAAUUUGAACAUUUUUUCGAUAACUUGGGUAAACGCGUAGUGAUGGAAAUAAUACUGUGGGAUUUAAACUUUUUUUCUUAGUUUGAAUUUUUCUGAAAUUGGUUAAUGUCUGCCUAAUACAAAUGGAAUUAAUGGAUUCUAAAUGAUCCAGUCUAUCGGAAUCAAGUUGACUCUGGGUUAUUAUUCUCAACUGAUCAGUAAUGGUUAAGAAUAUAUUCUCGAUCAUGAAUUUCUAUUAGAAGAACAUAAUUCAAGCUAAUCUUUGUAGGAUUCUUUUUGACGGGUUCGUGUUGUAAGGAAGUUGUAUAAUGUGCCGUAUUGAUCUCAAGGUUUCUCUAGCUCGCUUUGUGUACAGGAUAAGUAAAGGUUCAUGAUGAUUGAACACUGGAAAAUGACUUCUUGUUGAACAGAUUUUAGGGUUCAAAGGGGAUUUUUAUUUUUCUCGUGUAAUUAUCUUAAAACCCUUCUAAUUUAGAGUUCAUUUUUAACUUCAAUCAUCAACUUGAGUGGUUUUGAAACCCAGGUUUCGCUUCCAUAUACGAAUCGAAUAAUUGUUCUACGGUCUAAAUUAGAUGGUGAAAUUGAGGAAAAUAGUUUGUAAUGUUUAACCAAUAUUAAUUAACGAUCAAAUGGAUUGUUGAAAUGACAAAUUUAGUUUUAAAGGGAUGCAAGAAAUUAUUGUAAGCACAGAAUUAACGUAUUCUU
Molecule: messenger RNA, 6449 nt
Organism: Hyalella azteca
Lineage: Eukaryota; Metazoa; Arthropoda; Malacostraca; Amphipoda; Hyalellidae
Product: semaphorin-1A-like
Exons: 16
Biological process (GO): negative chemotaxis; negative regulation of axon extension involved in axon guidance; neural crest cell migration
Molecular function (GO): semaphorin receptor binding; chemorepellent activity
Source: RefSeq, a predicted model, not a curated record